Messenger RNA from Podarcis muralis (Common wall lizard), 3619 nucleotides. It is a transcript of the gene TUBE1, whose product is annotated as tubulin epsilon 1. Gene Ontology annotation, cellular component: microtubule. The record is from RefSeq and is a predicted model, not a curated record. NCBI's taxonomy places the organism in Eukaryota, Metazoa, Chordata, Lepidosauria, Squamata, Lacertidae. Gene Ontology annotation, molecular function: GTP binding. Gene Ontology annotation, biological process: microtubule-based process.
AUUAUUUCCGUAUAAAGCAUUAGCAGCAAUACAUUUUGCAUCAAAUAUGGAGAUUUUUCUUAAGAUAUUAAAUCUCUAGAAACUAGUACCUUAUAAAGAUGACUGGUACCUUAGGACAGUGCAACCAUUUGCCCUACUUUAUUCAUUUACCAACCAUCUUCCCUAGUACAACAUAUUUAUCCUGUUUGGUCCACCAGCAGGUAAUCUGAACUAAGAAUGAGCUUCCCAAGGGUUAGGUAGGAGUACACCUAAUGGAAUCUUCUCCAAAACAAUCUCUAGUCUGAACUGAUGGACAGGUCAUGCAGAGCAAAAAAGCUUCACCCUUUUAUUUGAAAUUGAGACACUUGACUGUUAUGGGGGAAAACACAGCAACAUCCGUUCUCGUGCUUCUGUACAAGAUACAGAGCCUGUAUACAGGUAGAACAGAGUGAAUGCAUUUCUUCGGGGGGAUUAUUAUGGGGAAUACGAUGAAAGGUCAAGGCUGUCUCUUCCAAUCAACUUGUGUAUGCAAUCAAGCUUUGCUUCUGCUUCAUUUCACCCUCUGCACUGGGCUAAGGGUGAAGGUCAGCAAUAUACUUCCUAUCCGCACGUCUGAAAACAAGUACAGUAGAAAGAAAAAAUGGAACAGGUGAUUGUCUGUUCUAUUACUUGAAGGUAAUAUACCUACAAAAUCAUGAAGCAUAAUCUUUUGUAAACUACAUAUUCUAUUUUGAAUUAAAAGACUAGCUUUUAUUAUUUUCACAGGCAUUAUGAAACUGUAUUGACUAUUUUAGACACUAUUUACUAAAAUGUUUCUUGAUUAGAGCGCUCUAGGUUCUUGUGACUGUAUUAUUACAGCUCACUUCUCAGUGCAAAACUGUGAUCUUUAUAGAACAAUGCACUCCUGUCACAGGAGUGUGAUAACCUACCAGACCCUUGUGACUGAGAAUUUGUGUGCCUUUGCACGAUUGGGUUAAACAAUGAAGCAAUUUGCUGCAGUUCCCUAUUUAGUCCCCAAACUUGUCUCUUUUACAACAUACCAACGAGGAGCCCACCAAGUACUGUACAGUGCAUGGUCCAGGUGGGAGCGUAGGAGGAGGGUCACCUAAUGUCUGCCUUUUCAGCGUUUAGUAAUUUGGUUUUAAUAUUAUGAAAUGGAAGGGAUGCGCUGUUCAAACAGAACCGUGCAUUUUAAACAGAUUAUUUUGCAAUGCAUACACAGGAUCAAAAAAUGCGUUUUGAUUCCAACUUUUUUUAAAAAAAUAAAAUGUUACUCUUUUGUAUUCAUACGUGACGUGCUUAACGGCAAGAUCCUUUCCCUUCGCGUUUUCUACUCUCUUCCAGACGGUCAUUUCCAGAUGGUGGCCACAUAAGAAGGGAGAGCGAUGGGACUCCCGGACUUUUUAGCAGCCGCAUGGAAAUAAGUUGUCCUGCAGGGGGCGACAGAGGCUAGCGGGACCGAGGCGCCGAAAUCCCCGCUCUGACAUGAGCCUCGCCCUCCUUUGCAUCAAGUACGACCGUGAGGUCGGAACAAAGCGAGCCAAGGUGGGCGUGGCCCGCGGUCUACAAACGGAUAACUGUCAUUAGCGAGGGGACCGGAUGGCAGGAAAGCACCGUUUGCGGCGCGGCGCAUGCGCGCAAAGCAAGAACAAAACGCUCCACGAGCGUUCGCGGCGCGUCUCGACAGCGGAACGUGCGGCCAGAACUCCUCUCUGCGACACAACGCGGGGAACUUUCCUCACACUCACGCCCGUAGUGGGCGGGGCUACACUUCUCGCCGGCCUUAGAAACCAGAUCCGCGCCAACGGAAGACAUGACGCAGUCCGUGGUGGUUCAGGUGGGUCAGUGUGGCAACCAGAUAGGAUGCCGCUUCUGGGAUCUGGCACUGCGGGAACACGCCGCCGUCAACAAGAAAGGAAUUUACGAUGAAGCAUUAAGCAGUUUCUUUAGAAAUGUGAAUACCAGGACAGAUGAUGAUAGUGCUGGCUGCAGAGGAAAAAUCUAUUCCUUAAAAGCACGCGCUCUCCUGAUUGACAUGGAAGAGGGUGUAGUGAAUGAAAUUCUGCAGGGGCCAUUGAGAGAUGUCUUUGAUAGCAAGCAGCUGAUAACAGAUGUUUCUGGCUCAGGGAACAACUGGGCUGUGGGUCACAAAGUGUAUGGGUGUCAAUACCGAGAAGAUAUUGUUGAAAAGCUAAGAAAGACUGCAGAGCAUUGUGACUGUCUGCAGUGCUUUUUUGUCAUUCAUUCCAUGGGAGGGGGGACAGGAUCUGGUCUUGGUACAUUUGUACUAAAGCUUCUUGAGGAUGAAUUUCCAGAAGUAUAUAGAUUUGUUACUUCUGUUUAUCCUUCACGGGAGGAUGAUGUCAUUACAUCUCCUUAUAACAGUGUAUUGGCUAUGAAAGAACUCAGUGACCAUGCAGACUGUGUAUUGCCAAUUGAAAAUGAAUCUUUAUUUGACAUUGUUAGCAAAAUUAAUCAGAUGACCAACUGUGGAAAGUUAGGAUCAACCAUAAAACCAGCCAGCUUAGUAACUUCAAGUGCAGGUGGAAUAAAGUGUUCUCGGGAGAAACCAUUUGAUGCUAUGAACAAUAUUGUGGCCAACUUACUGUUGAACUUGACAAGCUCUGCUAGGUUUGAAGGAUCUCUUAAUAUGGAUCUUAAUGAAAUCAGCAUGAAUUUGGUUCCCUUUCCUCGACUUCAUUAUCUUGUUUCCAGCUUGACACCUCUGUAUACGUUGGCUGAUGUUAAUGUGCCCUCUCGAAGGUUGGACCAAAUGUUUUCAGAUGCUUUUAGCAAAGAUCACCAACUGUUACGAGCUGACCCAAAGCACAGUUUGUACCUUGCCUGUGCCCUGUUAGUCAGAGGAAAUGUGCAGAUUUCAGACCUUCGUAGAAACAUUGAAAGGUUGAAAACUUCACUUCAGUUUGUCUCCUGGAAUCAAGAAGGAUGGAAAACUGGCCUCUGUUCAGUACCACCUGUGGGUCAUUCGCACUCAUUGUUGGCACUAGCAAAUAACACUUGUGUGAAAUCUACUUUUGUAGAGCUCAAGGAGAGAUUUACAAGGUUGUACAAGAAAAAGGCUCACCUUCACCAUUACCUACAUAUUGAUGGGAUGGAGCAGUCCUGUUUCCCUGAAGCGCUUUCAUCUUUGUCUGAUUUAAUAGAAGAUUAUAAUCAGCUAGAUGCUGCUAACUGUGGGCCUGCUAUAGAUCCACCAAGACUGAAGAUAGCAAUGUAGCACGUGUUACAGGGGCGGCGUGUGUGUGUUAAAGUUUAGAUCACCAAAUUAUACUCAUGCAAUCCAGUUAAAAAUAACCUGGGACGAACUUACUUUGGCUGAGGUUAGUAAAUUUCAUUGUCAAAAGAUAGUAGAAGUGUUCAGUUUAAGUGACAGUUUCACAUACUUGUCAUAUUGCACAGAUGCUGGUUUACGUAUCUCAAAAAAGCAGAAGGAAUUAUAAUACUUUCUUAUGGUCUACCUCUCUUGAUGUAAUUUUAACUUAAGCACUAUUUUGAAGAUACUUUUAUAUGUAGAUUAUGAAAACAAACAAUUUUAAUAUAAUUUGACCAUAUCGGAUUUUGUCAUAAAUGAAUUUUAUUUACAAGAUAUUUACAUAAUAAAAUGUAUAAUUUCAUAAAA